GGUGUCUAGAUCCUAAGUGGUAGCGGAGCGCCUCCGGUUUACUCCACAAGAGAGGCUAACCUCCAUACUUUUUACACACAUCCAUCUUCUAGUGUCCAGCUUACAAGAACUUCUCCAACUUCAAAAGUCUUCGUUCCCCACAUAGAGCUAUUCCCGCUUUGAUCGUGGGGGUCUCGCUUACUCCAAUACUAGGUAGAGUGUAGAGAUGCUUCCCCGACUGCCGCAUACUCUAUUUGGGUCGACAUAUUCUACCUUGAAGAGGUGUCGGCGGAGCUGGAUAGUGUUGCUACCGAGGUCAAUACUCACCUCUAGACUCUAAGCCAUAAACAUGCCCAAAACAUAACUUGAAGCAUAGGUACCCGACAAGUUUCAAAACAAUGUAAAUAGUACGAGUUCCCGAUUGGAAAUAUCCCGAGGCUAAUUCGCCAAGGUUGCGAGAAGUACAAAUAGAACGCAGGCGAGUGGCGUCGAUUCUUACAGGGGGGCAUCCAACAGACCGAGUUCGGUUGACGAAGGUUCAGCAGCUACCUAAUACUUACAUAGUCAAAACCGAGGAUCCAUCAACUAGGACAAGCUGCGAAUGGCUACGACGUUUAACUAUGCAGUACCAAAAAUAUGGUGCGUGCUCCUCGACUGAUCCAGUUUUUGCUUCCCGCGCCAUUAAUACUUACGGUCGCCCUGACGUUUUUCAUCCUCUUACUCUAUCUUUGAUGGAACAGUCGACAUGGCUUAUGAGUGUAAUAUGGCUCCUAUGACGCUUAACGAUCCCGAAGUCGACGAUACGUUCCCAGAGAGGCAUGUUCCCGUCAAUCCUUCUGAAUCCAAGCCACAACCAGAAACUCAAGACGAGCAUGCGCGUGUAGACCUUCCCGCGAGAAAUUUACGAAGGCGGCGUAGACGACGGUCGGAGAGUAUAGAGGGCUACGAGAUGAGGGAUAGAUAUUGGGAAGCUAUGGAUAUUAUCGAACAAGAUCUCACCGAAGCAGCGAAGGCACCCGCCGUUUGGGAUUACGUCUACGAUCCAGUUUGCUUGCCUCCGUCGGGAUUCGCUAAGACGCCCGACAUUCGCCGGCUUGGAAAGCUUCCAAUUCGAAGAGCGUGGAGGCGUCUUAAUAGCCGAGAACGUCCCGACCUAGGAUCAGCGCGGAUAGUUGAAGCUAUUAUGCUAUACGAGAGGGGCAUGAUGCUUUCUCGACAGUUCCAAUGCACACAUUGCCAGAAACGUCAGGGGAUAUCGCCAGGAUGCAUUGUUUUGGAUCCUGACGAAGAAAAGGAAGCUUUAGAGAGCCUUGGCGGGCUUAGGUCAAUAUGCAGCAACUGUCUGUACGAUGGACGACAGUGCGACGCGCAGAUAUCAUCUGGGCGGAAUCAGCCUUCUAGAACGCCAACACCUAGUCAGAUUAAGAGAUCCUCCGCUUCAAAUCCAAUUCAUCUAGAGGUGCUAGAUCUAGUAGACAAGAAGCUAAAGUCGAUAAAGGGGGACGGAAAGGAAGAUGCGGCUACCCGAGCAAAGCAGAUUGAGAUGGCGGCUCUAGAAAUCGCACAGGCAGCACACGAAUGGGGUCUAGGUAUUAAGGAGAAGCGUCGAAAGAAUUUAACCCCAGCAAAUCCUACGAAUUGAGCGUCCGUUUCCGUCUACGAGCAUCACCGAGUGGAUUUAUGACGACUUAAUAUGCUAUGCUGAGUAAAAAGACCCUUAGGAUUUUCGUGGAGGUGCUAUACCUUGGUCGAUUACAC
Molecule: messenger RNA, 1737 nt
Organism: Daldinia vernicosa
Lineage: Eukaryota; Fungi; Ascomycota; Sordariomycetes; Xylariales; Hypoxylaceae
Exons: 1
Coding region: 725-1621 (298 amino acids)
Source: RefSeq, a predicted model, not a curated record